GGUUGACUGAAGCUCUCUGUAUCUCGCGUUGUAGUUGAUAUACUAGAACGGUCAACCAUUUUCUCGGGGGUCAAGCGAACCCUGUGGGUUCAAUAAAUGUUCAGAAUAUUUUGUAAUUUUUUUUACGUAAAAUUAGAUUUUCCUAUAGUAUUGUCGGCACUAAAUUAUUGUUACAUAGCUCAAGCAAAUGAAAAUUCAUUUUGAGUUUGUGAGUGAGUACAUAAUAUAUAGCUCAUAAAACAAAGUAAACUAAGCCUAGUAUAAUGUCAGCCAAAAUAGCUGUGUUGAUUUUAUAGAGAGCUUUGAAUAAAAAAAAAUUCUUGACAUUUUUGUCACCACUAAACUAAAAUCCCUUGAGCGGGUCCCUGGUAGACGACGCCAUGUGCCUAAAGUGGGUUCUGUGAGAUUCACCCAGUUUGCAACUAUGAAGAUAAAUGUGUACAAGUGCGGCUUGGGGCUGAAAAAUGGCCAAUCCAGCACACAAUUAAGUGUGGCCAGCUUCAAAUAGAAGUGGAAUUCUGUUUUAAGUGAACUUUUAACAUGUGGUGGAGAUACAAUGAUCGAAAAGAAAAACAGCUAAGAGGAGUAAAACUAAGGGGGUGUUUUUGGUAGUGAAAAAUUUGUGGAUUUUUAUUUGUGGGCGAAAAGUUGUUAUGUGUUUCCGGUAGUGAAUAAGUUGUUGAAAAAUGUCAAGUUGUUUCCAGUAGUGAAUAAGUGCAAAAACAAUUUUUGUUGACAACUUUUUUGUUAGGGGAAACAAGAUGUAAAAUGCUGAAUUUUUUUGGUUAGUGGAAACGAGAUGGUAAAAUGCGUUAAGUUUUUAGUGUUUUUUUGUUAGUGGAAACGGGGCCUAAAGCAACUCAAUGUAAAGUAAUAUAAGCUAGCCUGAAAAUCGCGACAAGAGUAUUUGCACUUUCCUAUGGAAAACAACCUGAAAGUAAACAAGGAUACCAGUGAACCUACAUCUUUGGACCAUCUUCGUCAGUGGAGCCAAUGGCAGUUGCUUGAUUCCGUUCUCCCGACAGGUGGCUUUGCUCAUUCUUUUGGUCUCGAGGCAGCAGUUCAAGCUUGUCUAGUGUCUAACGUUGAAGAUCUUCGGAUUUUCGUUAUCCAUGUGUUGGAAAAUACAGGGAGCCUACUUCUUCCUUUCAUUUAUUCUGCAACCAUCUCCCCCAACAUGCAAACGUGGCAUAAACUCGACAGAAUGUUGGAUGCGACGUUAACAAAUGAAGUAGGUCGUAAGGCAUCAAUUGCACAAGGAUCGGCACUUAUGAGAUUGGCUGCAUCUGUAUUUUCAGAUGUCCCUUCUCUAAAGACAAUGAGAGAUGCAUCCUUGGCUAGUGGCGGAAUUGCUUUCCAUCAUGCUCCUAUUUUUGGGCUCAUAUGUGGGCUUCUUGGGUUUGGCUUCGAAACAUCUCAGAGGGCAUACAUGUUUAUAACAAUGAGGGAUAUAAUCUCUGCUGCAACUAGGCUAAAUUUGGUAGGCCCCAUGGGCGCAGCCUCAUUGCAGCAUCAGAUAGCUGUUGUUGCUGAAGGUUUGUCAACCAAGUGGAUGAACCGUGAGGCUGAAGACGCCUGUCAAACGGCUCCUCUACUCGAUACAGUGCAGGGUUGCCAUGGCUAUUUGUUUUCUAGGUUGUUCUGUUCCUGAUAGUGAAAUAAGGGUGUAAGCAAUUUCCAUCAUUUGCAUUGAUUCCAGAGCCUUUAUAGACAAUGGGCAUGUGGGUCAACUGAGGAUCAUAUUUAAGCAGUCAUCUACGCGUUGGUUCCAUUGGUCGACAACUGAGAACGACAAGUAUUUUCCGUCAUCGGUCUGGAUCCCCACCCCCGCAGAAGUUUCGCAGUUCACUUUCCUCUUUCAGCUGUCUGAACUAAAGCCAGUCAACUUGACAAAUAACAUACUGAGCAGUUACAGCAAUAGGAGAUUAUUUGACAGUGAUCUUUACUCUUUGGCAUCUAAAGAUACCAGAUAGGUUCCGUUUUUGUUGCAUAUCAAACAGCGGUUGGGCUGGCACAAAAUGCUCUCUCCUGCAAGCAAAGAAGGGAUACUCGGAUGUUGGAAGAACUAUACUGGUGCUUUGCUACAACUGCUGUGUUCUUUUUUUUCUUUUCUUUCGAUACAACGAAGAACAUAACAAAUCAGAGACAUCGAGGGAGAUGGGAAUGAGAUUGUCAAGACAUUUGGUUGUUUGUAGAGCAGUUUGGUUUUGGUUUAUAAAAUCCAGAGCCGUCGGCCAAUGGUUUGGUUAAUGAUUUUGAGGUCGCGGAUUUGAAUUUCAACCCAAGCCGGAAUUAUAUAUGCUCAAUUAUCAUGAUUUUGCUA
This is a messenger RNA of Rhododendron vialii, 2323 nucleotides long. Its product is annotated as urease accessory protein F. Bases 920 to 1651 code for a protein of 243 amino acids. The record is from RefSeq and is a predicted model, not a curated record. The transcript is spliced from 2 exons. NCBI's taxonomy places the organism in Eukaryota, Viridiplantae, Streptophyta, Magnoliopsida, Ericales, Ericaceae. Gene Ontology annotation, molecular function: nickel cation binding.